AGGGUUUUAGGAGGAGAGAAUGCGAGCGGCGACGAUCGCCCUCUGGCGAGCUUCCAGCUCGAUUCACAGAGGUAUGCAGCGGGCGGCGAUCGUCCCGCAAUCACAGCCGGCGGCAUUGCUCCAUUGUCGGAAGAUCAGCGAGGAGGCGCGGAAAUAUCGUGUGCCGACGCCAAUGGCGGGCUGGGCGCGCGGAUUUCCUCGUCCCAAGGGCGUCGAGCCUUCGUCCCGGGACUGGCGGAGGAAAUCUGUGAAGGUAAAGAAGAAUCGCAGAUCUUUCUGUCCCUACACGAUCAAAGCCAGGCGCGUGUACAGCAGGGUGAGAUUUGAAGCUCAGGAGAGGCGACUCAAAAGGGCUGCCGAUCGCGAGGCUGCUGCUGCCGCCGCUGCUGCCGGAAACAAAGAUGGAGGAGAGGAUGCGCCCCGGAUGGAUCGAAGCCACAGCGAGCAGCAUUUCUCCGGUAGAGCUGCUCCCGGCUUGGAUUUCUACUCGAGGUUUGUCAAGCCCAGCGGACGUACCGAGCUUGUGCCGGCGGCAGUGGCACCACCCAACUUUCCUGCCUAUUGCAAGCCGGUGGUGAAGAAGAUCGAUUCAUGGAGAGCUCCGUGGACGCGGCCAUUCAAGAAACCCAGGCAGGAGUAUCAAGUUGGAAGGCCGAGGCCACUGCCAAAAGCCGCUGCUCGAGCCGUGAGAAGCGAUCGAGAGGUUGCGAAGGUGAAGGGCCGCGAGAAGAAACUCAAGAGGCUCGCGAGAGGAAAGAUCGUCAAUCCCAAGCAAAGGAUGGAGUACACUUGAGAGAGGUAAGAUGGUGAUGAAGAUGGAUUCAAUUGUAGUAGUUAUCGUAGUCGCAGUUAAACAAGAUCUCAUCAUCGGCAUCCA
Messenger RNA from Selaginella moellendorffii, 877 nucleotides. RefSeq lists its product as uncharacterized. The record is from RefSeq and is a predicted model, not a curated record. The transcript is spliced from 2 exons. Bases 20 to 793 code for a protein of 257 amino acids. NCBI's taxonomy places the organism in Eukaryota, Viridiplantae, Streptophyta, Lycopodiopsida, Selaginellales, Selaginellaceae.